Temnothorax curvispinosus is the source of this 1654-nucleotide messenger RNA. RefSeq lists its product as uncharacterized. Lineage: Eukaryota; Metazoa; Arthropoda; Insecta; Hymenoptera; Formicidae. Bases 176 to 829 code for a protein of 217 amino acids. The transcript has 4 exons. The record is from RefSeq and is a predicted model, not a curated record.
CCAGCCUAUAUCAGAUGUGCAGCAAUAGAAAACCAACCUAUAAGUUCGGUCGUGCUUUUCUUAUUAAAACACGUACAGAGUUAAUAGUUGUAUCUAAAUGUCUACAGAAUAAGGCUUCUGAGGAACUGAUUAUCUUGUCGAAUAUCGGAUUGACGUGUUUUUGACGCCGGACGUGAUGUUCUUAUGUGAAGGCUCUGAUUUGCUACGACAAAACGUCAUAAGAAUCUUGUUUCAGAAAACUGCUGUUUCUGUUGUCCAGUUUGCUUCUGUCGUUUACUUUGCCUCUAUCGUUUUUGCUAUUGUUGUUUUGCCUACAAAUAUGUCAUGCUAUAAUUUCCCAAAAUCUGUCAUUGAAGAAUGUGCUGCUUUCAAAAAUAAUUGCUGCUUAGUUCCAAAUUGCGGUUUUAUUCACAAAUAUAAAUACUGCUACAAAUACCAGAAUACUACAUGCAGCGACAACAAAUGUCCGUUCUUACAUUGUACCAGCGUGGAACAACUUCGUUAUGAAACAACUGGAAAAGAAACCGAGCAGCUGAAAAGGGAAGUUGGCCGAACGCUACAAAACUCAAGCAUAUGUGGCAAAUUUAAAAAUGGUGAUUGCACACUACCAAAAUGCAGGUUACGACAUGUUAAAUACGAUGUAGCACCUUUAGAGUGUACAAUAUGCACAGAAAUAAUAAAUGUCGAACAUUUGGGUGCAGGAGAUUGUGGGCAUAUUUUUUGCGCCAAUUGUGCAAUGCGCUGCUUAAUAAAUGAUGAAUAUGAAAACUUUGUCGAAACAAGAUGUCCAAUAUGUAGGAAAUCAGUCCCGUACAAGAAAUUAUCGUAAUAUUUGUACCUUUAAUAUUUUGAUUAAUAUUUCACUUUAUUUCAAAUAAAAAUUAUGUUUAUUUUUGAUUCAACGUUGUAAUGUAUUCCCUCUUUUACUUUUUCUUCCUGUCAUGAUUAUUUUCUAUUACUUUCAAAAAAUGUCGUAGCAAUUUCUCUAAAGUCUAUUGUUUUGUAAUUUUCGAAUAUUUGAUCCUCUGGUUAUACGUUUAACUUUAUAUUACAAAAAUGAAACAUUUAUAAAUAUUGAAUAAUAAACAGAACUGCUUCUCACAGUACUUUAACGGAAAUACAAAAAAGUCGGUACUGUUGGUGAUACAUUGAUCUCUCUCAAUUGCUAUAUAUGCAAAUAUUAAUCAGAUUAAAACAAUUGUUGAAGUACAAUUAGAAUUUAAGUAUAUACUACAAAAAUUAAGAGAAUAUAUAUAUUACACUUCAUAAUAUAUUGAACGAAUAUUUCCUACAUUUGCUUUAAUAUUUAUUAUUUCAACUAGCUAUACCUAUAAUUAUUCCAUAAUGCCGUCUUAUACUUUCUUACUCUUCUACACUUUAACUGUUGUAUUUGGAAAAUGUCUACUAUAUACUUUUUAUCUGUUGAAAGAAUAAUAAACCAUGACAUUGAUGUGACAUGAACAGAAACAAAAAAAUGCAUUGCAAAAAAAUAAAUUGUACAAAUUGAAAUAACUAGAACUGUAUGCAAAGAGAAAUCAGAUAUCCUGACAGUUAUUUCUUCAAUACAUUGUCCUUCUUUUGACACUAAUUUUAUGUAGAAAAAUAUAUGUUUACUUAUGUUAACAAAAUAAACAUUACAUAAAAAAAUAUAUUC